UUUGAUAAGACUACUCUAUAAAAUUUAAGAAACGCUAAUGGAAUUAAUUUUGGAGUAUUUUCGAGAUUAUCUAAUUUUAGGAUGGUAGUAAUUAUCCAUAGUUUUAGCAAUAGGAGUAUGAAAUAUGUGGGGCACAAAUUUGUGAGACUGUUCGUCUAUUUUAAGUUAAAAGUAAUACAUUUUAUUUAAUAGUAUCUUAUAAUAAAUGAUUAGGAGAAUGGAAGUAGUUCUCCAUAUAUUCAUCAUUAUAAUCCCAAAAUAGAUAAUCUUUAAAUGUAUUUGUUAUUCGACUUCUACGUGCAAAGAUUAGAUCAUUUAUGAUUCUAAUGUAAGUAUAAUUCUGUGAUGAAGAAUACUUCUCAUAGAGUGCUUUUUUGAUUAUGAAUGCAAAG
This is a messenger RNA of Paramecium sonneborni, 392 nucleotides long. The record is from the annotation of a GenBank genome assembly. Lineage: Eukaryota; Ciliophora; Oligohymenophorea; Peniculida; Parameciidae.